AUGCCCCGCUACCGAAUGAAGAGAACACAAGUGAUCAUCAUCGUUGCCGUGACAACGCUGUUCAUCGCCUGCGCAUCCCUGCUCACAUUCCUCGUGUGGGCCUUUACUCGACCCACGAUACAGUUCUGCAAUACGCCCGAUUGUCUAAGGCACAUUCUCGAGCUCCAGAAGGCAAUGAACACCAGCGUUAAUCCGUGCGAGGACUUUUACAAAUUCACGUGCGGCUCCUGGAAGCCAAAUAACAAUGAAAAGUCCAUGGUGGCGCGAAUCUUCGAGCAGUCGACCACAGAUGCCAUCGAAGAGAUGGAGGAGGGUUCCAGAGAGAAGGCAGUGGUGCCCAAGGCCCCGGACUACUACAGAAGCUGCAUUCAUCGACGCGAAAUGACAGCCCGCCGAGGUCGGAGUGUUCAUCGACUUCAAGCAUCAGCUCGGUUUAUUCUGGCCGGAGAAGCCGCAAGUGGCCAUAGACGCUCUGCUGCCGUUGCUGAAUAUGACUAUAACGUGGAACAUCAACCUCCUCUUCCACCUCAGGGCGCUUCCUGCCUACAAACAAAGGCCGCAGACACUGUAUAUCAGGCGAGAAUUCAUUGCCGCGUACUUGGGGUCGAGGCACCAUCCUCCUCGAGCAUCCAAGAACUCAAGAACACAGUGGAGGACAUUAUAAACGCCGCCCUCAAGGUACCACCGGACGCCACGAGCGACACGCAGUUCACGCUCAAGGAGAUCGCGUUUCUGAUGCCUAAUCGCGCGAACGACUGGCUCAAGCACCUGAACAUUCUGCACAGACCCCAGUUCAGGUGGACACUCGACAGCCCCGUGGCACUGGAAGACGACGCAAUACUGCAGAACCUCAACGCGCUGCAGCAGAAGUACAAGAACAAGAAGGAGACGCUCCUGGAAGGCUUCGCAUUCGUAUUCGUACGGACGACCCUAUGGCUGUUCGCGGGGAAACCUGAAAUGCGCUACGGGACCGACCCCGAGGCGAACCGCAACUUCUGGAAGCGGGCUUGCCUAUCAUACACGACGGCGAACUUCGGUCUUCUCGUUGCAGUCCAGCACAUCUACUCACGCUACACUCCUAGCGUGCGCGCCGAUCUUAAACGUUUCCAUCACACAAUACAGGAGGCACUGAAGCAGCAGAUCCAAGACGCCGCAUGGAUCGAUGAAAUCGUCAAGAAUAGGGCGACGGUCAAAAUAGACGAGCUUUCACUCAACGCGAUGCCGGAUGAGAGCUUCUUUACUGACACCGAUCUGGCUCGACUGUACCGCGACUUCCCCACUAUCGGUUCGUCGUUCCUGAGCAACUACAUCGCCGUGGCCGCCGCCUACCGCCUCCUCAUCGGCCACGACAGCUUCAUCAGCGUCUACUCUAAACAGCUCGGUGGAGGCGCGCCCAGCCGAUAUAAUUACUAUUACAACAUCGCUUACAUGUCAUUGGGCGCCAUGGAGCCUCCUAUUCUCUACCUGGACGGUACCAUGGCCAUGACGUACGGCACCUUCGGCACCCUUAUCGCCGAAUGCUUGGUCCGCUCUUUCGACAAGCGAGGCGUCCUCGUCAACGACUUGGGAAGGAGAGAGCACUGGUGGGACUCGCCAGCCUACACGGAGCGUGUUAGCUGCGAUUUCUUAUCAGAGCCGAAGACUGGUGGCUCUGACAAUGGCGUCCGCAGUACACCACCACCCGGCAGCCGCGAUCCUCGAGAAGUGCGCUUCGCGGCCCUGUUCCCAUUAGCGCCAGCGCUGACGACGUCGUUCAUCGCGCACCGCAAGGCUAUCGCCACGGACGGAUACGUCCAACGGCGCCUGCACGGUCUGGACGACUUCGAUGACGACCAGAUCUUCUUCCUGAGCUACUGCUUGUCGACUUGCGCCGUCAACAGCAACGGCGAGACUUGUAAUGUGCCGCUGCGACAAAUGGAACAGUUCGCCACCGCAUUCCUAUGCGAACUCGACACUCCGAUGAACCCGCAGAAAAAGUGCACGUUUUUCGGAUAA
Messenger RNA from Rhipicephalus microplus (southern cattle tick), 1995 nucleotides. RefSeq names its product neprilysin-1. The record is from RefSeq and is a predicted model, not a curated record. Gene Ontology annotation, molecular function: metalloendopeptidase activity. Gene Ontology annotation, cellular component: plasma membrane. Gene Ontology annotation, biological process: protein processing. Lineage: Eukaryota; Metazoa; Arthropoda; Arachnida; Ixodida; Ixodidae.